Molecule: messenger RNA, 2543 nt
Organism: Dromiciops gliroides (monito del monte)
Lineage: Eukaryota; Metazoa; Chordata; Mammalia; Microbiotheria; Microbiotheriidae
Gene: CLBA1
Product: clathrin binding box of aftiphilin containing 1
Exons: 6
Coding region: 436-1395 (319 amino acids)
Biological process (GO): intracellular transport
Cellular component (GO): trans-Golgi network membrane; AP-1 adaptor complex
Molecular function (GO): clathrin binding
Source: RefSeq, a predicted model, not a curated record
ACCCGGAGCCCGGACAGCUCCUGUCACAGCCAGCCGGCCGGGCCGGGGAGUCCGCGGGGCGGCCGCGCUCCAUCUCCGGGGCAGCGGGCGCGGGGCCGGCCCGCUAAGCAUCCAUUCCAGCCCGCCCCGCCCCGGCCCGGCCCUCCCCGGCCCGGCUCUCCCCUUGGCCGGGGCUGUUGGUGGACCCCGAGCGACGGCGCAGCCGGCGACGCUUGGUGCCCGGCCUGGACGCGUGCCCCCGGGCCGGUCCCUGAAUGGAAAGGCCGAACUCCCCGAGCUGGGCAGCGACCGAGCCGCGGCGGCUUCCUGGGAGGCAAAGGAAGAAGUGACGGGCCGCUCGGGGCCGGCGCCGCUCGCUCUCCUUCGGCUCCGGUGGGCUUUUUGUGCCCGUUUGGGGUUUUGCUUUCACUCCCCCCGAAGAUCUCCCCUCUGAAGAUGCAGGACCAGCGCCCCGAGACCGGAGAUGCCCGAGGACAGGAGAGGGCCGAGCCUUCCCGGGGGACCGUGGGGACCUAUGCGGCCGGGGGCCGGGGCGGCGACGAGGGCGCGGCCAGGAGCAAAGCGAGGAGCGGUGCCGGCUCGGCCGCCGCCGCCGCAGAGCCCGGCCUGGCUGACGGCGGUGGCUGCUGGGGAGACUUUGAGGGCUUCAGCGAGGCCGCCGACCAGGGGGACACUUUCAGCACCCUGGACAUCCUGGAGCGCUGGGCAGCCCCCGGGAGCCGGGGAAGCGACCCGGACUUGAACGGGUGCGGCCCGACCCCCGGUGCCCGCCUGCAGCCUGAGAGCCCGCCCGCUGCCGGGGGCGCUGCUGCCGGCUCGCCCGUAGAGGCCAAUCUCAGCUAUGAGAAUAUUUUUAAGCUUGUCUUUCAAGAAGUACCGGUACAACAAAUAACUGAGGAUAUUUGCACCUUACACCACUUUCUAGAAAAGCAUACGGAAGAAAAUACUAGCUGCAAACCUGUAAAGAAGCAGCCAUUUUGCUCUGAGUCCCAAAAACUCUGGAAGAUUCUCCAAGAUGAAGAUGGCACAUCUACUUCAAAAUGCCUCUGGAGUAAAUCUCAUUGCCAAGACAAUUUCUUACUCGUUCUUGGAAUAGAUGCUGCUCAAAAAGAUCUUUCAGAAGGUAAGAAUCACGUCCUUGAAGAUUCAAACCUGAAAGAGACUGAAGAAUUAACUGAAGUAAAUGGCUUUAAUCUUAAUAAUUGCAAGGCACUAAUUCAGACCAAGCUCUCUGGAUCCUCAGCUCCCCGACACAACAGCCUGUUUAUGUACAACUUGUUUUUGAAGAAAACUCCUUCCAGUGGAAAUAUGCAAUACAUAACAAUUCCAAGAAAGAAAAAACUUUUUACUGCCCGGAAUCUAAAAAUGAAAUUUUUUAAUAGUGAUGUUUGCUAAAGAAAAAUACUUUUUAUCUUUGAGGAAAAUCUUACAUUUUGCUACUGAUUUGGUACUGGAAACUGGAAAUCAUAGACAUCUUUGAGGUGAUAAACCAGAAAUUCUCAGCUGUAUUUUCCUGUGGCUACCAGUUUGCAUAUGAAUUAGUCAUGGGUAAAAAUCAAGACUUUUCUUUGAAGAGCUUGCUCUACAUUUUUAAAUGUACUAUUUUUUGGCCACCCCCAAUUUGCCACUAGCAAAUGAUGGCUUCUACAAACAUUGCAUUAGUUUUCUAGUCAACAAAUAAAUACCCAGGCUAAACCUUGAAAAGGAAUGCACUGCCAAUUUAAAGCUUAGGGAUGCCAUAUAUUUCUUUAACAAAGUUGCCGGACCCCUGCUCUCAGGUAGCUAUUGGAGAUGCAGGCUUUGGUAGCCUGCCUCUGGGGCUCAUUCCGUGGUAGCAUGAGAUUCAAGAUCACAGAUGGCUGAUGGAAAAAAACCAGCUCAUCUUCCGAUGGCACCCCAAUGUCUUGACUCAUUCGUUGACCUUUUGUUGAUGACUAGUAGAACUGAAAAUUCUUAGGAAAGGUUCCAGCUGUGACUAGAUGUCCCAAAAUGUGAAUAUUUUCAGUGUCAGCCUGUUCUGCAUAGUUAUUUUCUUUAUUUUCAGGUGACAAACUAUGGCUAAGCCAGGAUAAUGUCCCUGUGGAGAUGUCUGCUUAAAUGCUAUGAUGCUUGUUUGGAAUAUGUUAAAAUAUUGUACAUAGUAGGUUUAAAAUAUGUUCUAAUUAAAAGAUGAGGGAAAACCUAAAGGUAUCUCCCCAAAGUAUCUUAAUCAUAACUUAAGCUGGUUUUCCCUAAAAUAUUCGUUUUUAAGGGUCUUUCUGGAGACACCUCAAUCUUCUGUUUGGACAUAAAACUCAGUGCUGCGUGUUGUGCACUAAACCUGAGAUAACUUGACAUUUUCCUAAGUAACUGCUGACCUUGACAAAGCAGCACUCAUGGGCAACAGUUUUAUUGCAUUUUACACUUUGUUUUAUGGAACAUCCAAAUAAAAACUUUCUCCACGUCUCCACUGAAGAAUCACCCCUGUUAAAAAUGGCAAGAGCCAACAAAUCCACACUGACUUUUGUAACAUUUUAUCAAAUAAAGUUCCCUGAAUAAACUUU